Messenger RNA from Humulus lupulus (European hop), 1264 nucleotides. RefSeq lists its product as uncharacterized. The transcript is spliced from 4 exons. The record is from RefSeq and is a predicted model, not a curated record. Lineage: Eukaryota; Viridiplantae; Streptophyta; Magnoliopsida; Rosales; Cannabaceae. The coding region runs from base 579 to 905 and encodes 108 amino acids.
UUAUGGGAAAACUUUGAAUAAAAAUACUAAAUUCAUGGGAAUUCUCUUCUUCCUCGCCUUUUCUUCUUCUUCCUCUCUCUGAGAUUUUUUUCCUUUGACGAAGGAAAACUAUGUUCAUUUGGUUAUGGAGCUUUGUGCUGGAGGGAAGCUAUUCCACAAGUUAAAGAAGCAACGAAGAUUCUCUGAGUGUGCAGCAAGGGUUUUCAAUGUCAAAAAUAGAAAAGGAGAAUCUACUCUUCCUUUCUUUCUUUUUUAAUUAAAUAAAAAAUCAUACACACCUGCCAGUCCAGGAAAACAAGCCUAACAGCUUCGUGAACAGACAACAAACCUUUGGGCAUUUUCCAAUUACUUUCUAAUUUCUCAAUUCUAAUCUGCCAUGGCCACCAAUGGUGCUUCUCCAUUGAGGUCCCUUCUCUCUCUCUCUCUCCCUCUAUUUGUUAAUUUAUUACUGUAAAUUUUAAUUGUGAUGUUAGCAGAGGCCUGGGGAUGCCGAGUGUAGCUUGUAGAAAAUCAAGCGGCAGCUAGCUUCGGGUUCUGGUCGGAAUUUGCUGCAGGGUUCACUUCAUAAGCGCUCCGAGAUGCUUAGAAAAUGGAAUGAGCGAUGGGUGAUCUUGAAUCCGACUACAGGGAAAAUGGAAUACAACUUUGCGUUCUUCAGCCUCGGUUCUGUUGUCGAGAAAGCAAAUUAUAUGGAAGAGGUAUCAGCCAACACAUCCAGAGUAGAAGCAAUACAUGAAGAGGCAAGCUUGGGAAAAUUGCUCUGUCAGAUUCAAGGCCUGGCCAUGGAAAAGAAAAGGAGGAGAAGAAGAAGAAAGACAAAGAGAGAGACAAAGACAAGAAACGGAAGCGGGAAGACCAUAAAGGGCACAAGGACGAUCCUGAGUACUUGGAUAAGAAGCGCCUGAAGAAGAAGAAGAAGAAAAAGGAAAAGGAGAUGGCAGCCAAGACCUCUUCUUUGCAUGAGCAAGCCAAGGUAUCUUCUGCAAUGGAAUGGACAAAUAAGAAUGAGGAACUUAAGAUCAAAUCAUUAACUGUUGAAGUAAAACCAAUUGUAUCUAGUGGAUCCAAAUUAGUGAUCCCAGCAGCAACAAGGGUUGAGACUAAGCCUGAGGCCUCAACACAAGGCACUGCUUAAUAAAAAUAAAAAGCAAAACACUCACCAAAUCAUAGUGCAUGCUUCCCUGUAAAACCAAAAAGCCAUCGGAUCUCGAAUUUCCCUUUGAUAUUUAUUAUAAGGUAACAUAUGUUAAUCAGUUACCAAUAA